This is a messenger RNA of Papilio polytes (common Mormon), 1000 nucleotides long. Its product is annotated as forkhead box protein N2-like. Lineage: Eukaryota; Metazoa; Arthropoda; Insecta; Lepidoptera; Papilionidae. The record is from RefSeq and is a predicted model, not a curated record. Gene Ontology annotation, cellular component: nucleus. Bases 6 to 755 code for a protein of 249 amino acids. The transcript is spliced from 4 exons. Gene Ontology annotation, biological process: regulation of DNA-templated transcription. Gene Ontology annotation, molecular function: cis-regulatory region sequence-specific DNA binding; DNA-binding transcription factor activity.
UAUGCAUGGCGAACUCCGCGGCGGUCGGAGAUAGCGCUGGCUGGCACACCGCGGUCGCUACGAAAAAGCAAACUCAGUGCUGUCCCAACGUUCACUCAGAAAUGUCUGCGAAGCAAAAUGAUAAAUCAAAAUGGCGAAGAAGGAAAUGCACGAAAUCACCAGUUGUAGACAAUGACUGCGUAAGCCUGGCGUGGCUGUUGAAUUUUAGAUUAGAUGAAAUAGUUAAGGUAAAAGUUCCGGAUGACGACUUCGUGCCGGAGCCGAAGAUCGAGGUGACGGAUACUCCGCCCGCUGUAAGGAAGCCACCAUUUACUUACCCGGAGCUGAUCGAAAAGGCUUUGAGAGAAAAGGGAGAAUUGACGGUAUCGGCUAUUUACCAAUGGAUCUCUGAUCACUUCCCCUACUACAAAGCGAAUGAUGACCGCUGGAAGAACUCAGUACGGCACAAUUUGUCCAUCAACCCGUACUUCCGCAAGGGGGCGCGCGCACCGCAGGGCGCCGGCCACCUGUGGUCGCUCGCAGCAAACGCCAUCGACCUGCUGCCUUUAAGACAUAACGACGCUGAUAAGAAUACUGAAGUCGUUCAUGAAGUACAUAUCCUAGAAUGUCCUAAGGUUAUAGUUCUAGACGAGGCUGCGAUCGCCGCCGCCAGCAUCAUUCCCGAACACGAUCUAUUCACCGGUAGUACAAUGUUCCUGAACCCCGUAUCGACGGAGCAGGUCGUGCGGGAAUGUGGACUUAUCACUGUAGAUUAGUGUGUAUAGUAAUAGUAAAGGCUUUCCAAGACUUUGAAUAGUGGCAUUACGUGUCAAAAAUGAUGCCACAUCUCAAUAGAUUCCUGUAAUUGUAAUGUUUUUUAUUUUAGUAAACCUUCGCAAUCAUUUAUAGGAGUUGAUUUUAUUAUCUAAUUUAAAAUACGUAGUAAUUUUCAACAAAGGAUUAUAUCGCUUUGUAGUUUUUAUAACGUUAAUGCCAUUGUUUAAAUACGAGUAUUUGUAAU